CCACUGCUCAAAACCCGCCACUGCCUUCCACUCAGCACUUUCCCAGGACUCCCCACUGGAACACCAUGAAGAUCCUUGUGGUUAUGCUGGCCUUGGCCAUGGCUGCGGGAUCCAAACCUUUCACCCUAGGAGGUCAAUCGGACUCCAGGCUGGCCAAGUUAGUCCGGGACACCAAAGAGCACAAGCAAAACAUCUCCUUCGUAUUCUUUAAAACGUUGAUAGAAAUCGAUAAAUCAGAGGUUGGCCGGGAGUUGCAAGAAAAGAUAAGACCUGUCAUUUCAAAACUCAGUGUCUACUUAAACAAGCUGGGGCGGGAGUUGUCCUCUGAAGCCUCAAACACAUAUGGCCUAAUUGGUGAGGUAUCCCGGGGAGUGCUGGAUAAAGGUCAAAUGCUCCUGAAUGGCGCGAGGAGAAAGAUGAGGCCUGAAACAGAGAAGUUCUCUGAGAUUCUGCAGUCGUACACUGAACCUUUCCUAGAAAGGGUGGAACCAUCCAUAAAGUCCCUCUUGAGUUCCCUCAGCACCAUGACUGAGGAGGUGGACACCAAGUUGAAUAAGAAUCUGUCUGAGUGGCUGGGCUCCUUCCGACCUUGGCUGAGCCCUUAUAUCAUCGGUUUUGAAAAAUUCCACGAAUCCCUUGUGCCUGUCGCCAACCAGCUGCAGGAGGCGGUCAGACGAAGAAUGGAAGGGUUCCACCGACAACUUUGGUCUCACUUUGGACACAUUCUGGUGGUAUUCGAAAAACACAGGCAGGAGUUUAGGGAGUGGGUGGACCGCCCGGUCUUUCCCCAAGACCAAUGAUUUUUCACACCAGUAACAGAUGAGAUGGUCUUAACCAACUUCUGAAUGGAAACCGGUGAAGAAGGGGAUAUACUGCAACCGCAGCAACAUGGCAGGUGUAACCUCCCUCCCCUUCCAGAUCAUGUAAUAAAGGACAUCUCUCUAAA
Elgaria multicarinata webbii is the source of this 946-nucleotide messenger RNA. RefSeq lists its product as uncharacterized. The transcript has 3 exons. NCBI's taxonomy places the organism in Eukaryota, Metazoa, Chordata, Lepidosauria, Squamata, Anguidae. The record is from RefSeq and is a predicted model, not a curated record. Bases 66 to 800 code for a protein of 244 amino acids.